AUGGGUGUUUCCAGGUUCCGAUCUGCCUUCCGGCGAUCAUCGACCCAGGACUCUGUUACUCAAAUCCCUGUGACCACUGAUGGCGAUGAAAAGAGCAAAAUCCCUACCGACCCCGUUGCUGUACCCAACAGCGCGGACCCCGAAGUUCCCACUCAAGAUGCACAGCAAGGUGUCAGGGAUGUCGAGGCUGUGACUUUGAGUUGGACGAGGACCAUGCUGAUUGCAGUCUUUGCAAACAUCUGGUUCUUGUACUUCGUCAAUGCUAUGCAAUCCUCGAUUAACUACAGUUUGCUCAGCUAUGUCACCAGUGACUUUGAGAGUCAUUCCCUCCUGAAUGUCAUCUACAUUGUUGCAGACGCCAUGACAGCCUCAGUGUACAUCCCCACUGCCAAGAUCAUGGACGUUUGGGGCCGUGCAGAGGGUUUCCUGGUCAUGACCGUUUUUGCUACGCUUGGUCUAAUUCUCAUGGCUGUAUGCCACAACCUUCCCACAUUCUGCGCGGCCUACGUCUUCUACAGCAUUGGAUUCGGAGGUAUGACAUACUGUGUCGAUGUCAUCACCGCCGACAUUUCCAAGCUCAAGAAUCGAGGUUUGGCUUACGCUUUCACCUCCUCGCCAUACAUCAUCACAGCCUUCGCUGGUCCCAAGGCCGCCGAGGGCUUCUACGAAGACAUUAGCUGGCGAUGGGCCUUUGGUGCAUUCUCCAUCAUCUUCCCUAUUGUUGCCUCCCCUCUUUACUUCAUCUUGAAGAGCAACCUCAAGAAGGCCCAGAAGAACGGUCUUCUAGUCCCGGAGCCUAGCGGCCGGAAUUGGUGGCAAAGCAUUUGGCACUAUACCAAAGAGUUCGAUUUGCUUGGUGUUUUGGUGUUCUCUACCGGCCUUACAAUCUUCCUCCUUCCGUUCAGCAUUGCAACGUACGCCCCUAAGGGCUGGGCAUCAGGCUACAUCAUUGCUAUGAUCGUCAUCGGAUUUGUUAUGCUUGGCCUCUUCCUUGUUUGGGAGUUCCGCUUUGCUCCGACACCAAUGUUCAACUUCAGACUGUUGACCGAUCGAACCAUCAUUGGUGCAUGCUUGCUCGACGCGACAUACCAGCUCUCUUACUACUGCUGGAACAACUACUAUACAUCCUUUUUGCAGGUAGUCAACGAUCUCACCAUCUCCGAGGCCGGUUAUGUUAGCAACACUUUCGACGUUGUCUCCGGCUUCCUCUUGCUUGGAGUCGGUUUCAUUAUUCGCAAGACUGGUCGCUUUAAGUGGACUCUCUACAUUGGUGUCCCGCUUUACAUCUUCGCCCAGGGAUUGAUGAUCUAUUUCCGCCAGCCCGACCAAUCUGUCGGUUAUCUUGUGAUGUGUCAGAUUUUCAUCUCCAUUGGUGGAUCUGUCUUCAUCAUUGUCGAGCAGCUUGCCAUCUUAGCUGCCGCCGAUCACCAGCACGUCGCAACUGUCCUCGCCCUUCUGAACGUCGUCGGUACCGUGGGUGAUGCUGCCGGUUCUACCAUUUGUGCCGCAAUCUGGACCAACACCUUCUACAAAGCCCUUGAGGCGAGGCUUCCUGCCUCUGCGAUAGGAGACAUCGAUUUGAUCUACGAGGAUAUUACCCAGCAGCUGUCCUAUCCCGUCGGAACCCCCGCGAGAAGGGCUAUUCAAUCAGCCUAUGCCUAUUCUCAGACACGAAUGCUUGCUGUUGGCACCGGUCUCAUGGGUCUUUGCAUCAUCUGGGCCAUCAUGAUCCGCGACAUUGACCUCAAGAAGGUUGCUCAGGUCAAGGGUGUCGUCUUCUAA
This is a messenger RNA of Penicillium roqueforti, 1782 nucleotides long. RefSeq lists its product as uncharacterized. Bases 1 to 1782 code for a protein of 593 amino acids. Lineage: Eukaryota; Fungi; Ascomycota; Eurotiomycetes; Eurotiales; Aspergillaceae. Gene Ontology annotation, biological process: transmembrane transport. The transcript has 3 exons. The record is from RefSeq and is a predicted model, not a curated record. Gene Ontology annotation, molecular function: transmembrane transporter activity.